AUGGCCCUCUUCAGGGCAGUUCCUACAGUUGCAAGAUGCUCGCUCCGAGUCCUGUUCCCUUUUAACACCCUCACCAACGCAUCGUUCACAAAGUGCACCCGGCAGGCGAAUUUCGGUGGGGACAAGCGCAGGAUAUCCCAUGGUGAAAAAUCCCGGCUUGAACAACAACUUAAAGAGAGGGAUGACAGCAAGAGAGCGUCAUUCCUUCUGCAAACCUUUCUGCAAAGGGGACCGAAUGUACUUCGCCGAAAGUUGAUUCUUCUCCUUGCUGGCGUGUUUGUUGGUGCUUCACUUGUUCAGUUUGCGGACAAUGAAAAGAAAAGAGCGGGCUUCCUCCCAUGUCGACUCGUGGCAAAGGAGCCGGUGUCUACUACCGGAAGCAUUUUUUACCUCGAACCGAAUCAUAGAGACUACGAACAUUGGCAGCUUCACGCCCUUUUUAAUGGCAUCGUUUACUACCUUGACUACGCAUACAAGGCAGAGGAGACGGACAAGCUGAGAAAAGCAUGGAAAACAGGAGCUGUAUGGAAUGUCGAGUUCAGACAACCUCAGUUGCAGAUCUUGAGGCCCUACACACCUCUCCCGCCGAGUGAUGUCGAUGGUAAAGAGAGGAAAGGAUGUUUGAAAUUCUUCAUUCGUAACGAGCCCAAGGGCGAGAUGUCAUCUUAUCUUCAUUCGCUGGCGAAAAAUGCAGAAGUUAGCGUAAGAGGGCCGAACUAUGACUUCAGAUCGGGACCUGACGUUCGUCAAAUCGUGUACUUCGCUGGUGGAACGGGUAUUGCUCCGGCUUUGCAAGUUGCUCAUGCUUUGCUGGGCGACACUAAGACCAAUCGGACUGUCGAUCCAGCACAGCUUGCAACUCGCAAGUUGCACAUCCUCUGGGCGAGUAGAAAGCGGAGUGACUGUCAGGGAGGAUUUAACGAUACUUCCCCACGAUUGCCAAACGUCCGGCAGUCCGAGUCCAAGUCUCAGUUUAGGCUCAAGGCCAACCUAUUAACAUCUAUUUCGAAUCUAUGGAUCGGAAAGGAACAACCUCGGCCACCACCUAUUCUACAACCAGUUCCCCCAUCAAUAUUGGCUGAAGACAAGGUCACUCCUCACGACAAGAGCUUUCUAGUUCGAGAGCUUGAGGCGUUGAAAGAAAAGUAUCCCAACCAAGUGGCGGUGGAGUAUUUUGUCGACGAAGAGAAUACCUGGAUAGAUCAGGAUACCGUGUCAAAGGCUUUGGCAAGGCUCCAGGCCGCGGACGCCCCCACCGAUGGUCAAAGUGAAGUGUUGGUCUCGGGUCCGCCGGGCUUUAUCUCUAACCUGGCUGGUCCGAAGGAGAUGCAGCAUGGAAUAGAAGAGCAAGGCGCUCUUGGGGGCCUCAUCUCGACAGCUCUAUCGAAAGCACCGCAAGACGUGAAAGUCUGGAAGCUCUAA
Molecule: messenger RNA, 1422 nt
Organism: Exophiala aquamarina CBS 119918
Lineage: Eukaryota; Fungi; Ascomycota; Eurotiomycetes; Chaetothyriales; Herpotrichiellaceae
Exons: 1
Coding region: 1-1422 (473 amino acids)
Molecular function (GO): oxidoreductase activity
Source: RefSeq, a predicted model, not a curated record